Molecule: messenger RNA, 1799 nt
Organism: Aspergillus nomiae NRRL 13137
Lineage: Eukaryota; Fungi; Ascomycota; Eurotiomycetes; Eurotiales; Aspergillaceae
Product: putative MFS transporter
Exons: 5
Coding region: 207-1799 (530 amino acids)
Biological process (GO): biotin import across plasma membrane
Cellular component (GO): membrane
Molecular function (GO): solute:proton symporter activity; dethiobiotin transmembrane transporter activity; biotin transmembrane transporter activity
Source: RefSeq, a predicted model, not a curated record
GUUGUUGUCCGACACCAUUAGCGGAGUUUUAAUUCUGCUCUCGUUGCUGCUGCUAUUUGGACUUCCGUUUGCCUCACAACUUUUCUUUAAAGAGUCCCAUUCUAUCUCACCCGAGAUAGAGGUUUGUCUGUGGCGUCGGUGGUGCUGCAGGAUCCCAUCAGAUCGCGGUAUCAUAGGUCAGCCUUAUUCUUAGCCGUGACGCCAUCAUGUCUUUAGCUCAGUCGCAAUUUCCACCCGCGGACAUGGGUAAAAAUCCUGAUAGUGGAGAUAUACGUGAGCAGUUUGGCGACAACCGCGACGAUGUAGAAUCGGGUAGCGAGCCAGAUAUUGCCGACAUCGAGCGCAUUUACAGGAAGCUGGAUUUGCGCAUCAUCCCCGCCUUCUGGGUUCUUUAUUUCCUCUGCGCAGCCGUCCGGUCCAAUGUUUCACUAGCCCAAACGAUGAACAUAGACACCAACCACACUAUUUUCGACGUUCUGCACGUGAACGACCACCAAUCUCGACUGCUCUCGCCUUAUUCUACACUCAGUCCACAUGUCUGGAUGAGUCGCAUUGUCAUUAGUGUCGGCGUCAUUGGCACCUGCAUGACCGCCAUGAAAGCCGCCUGGAGUUUCUACCUCCUACGUCUACUUCUUGGUAUCGUCAUCGCGGGCAUGUGGCCCGGCAUGGCCUACUACCUCACCCUCUUUUACCCUCCGUCUCGAACAGGGAAGCGGAUUGGCCAAUACUACACAGCAGCGCAGCUUUCCGCCGCAGCUGUCGGACUGGUCUCGGCCGGAUUCCAAAAGAUGGACGGUGUCCGAGGCUACGCCGGGUUUCAGUGGAUGUUCCUGGUAUGGGGUGUCAUAACAAUCGCCGUCGGCAUCCUCCUCCUCUGGUGGCUCCCAGACCGGCCCACACCCCCAGGCGAACAGCCCCCGAAGAAGAAAUACCUACGGUGGUUUCCGCGCAGUGCACCUGCUCUGACCGGCCGGGACGCUGAAAUCCACUACCACGACCUGAAGCGCGUGUACCAUCGCUCAGCAUGGACGCUCCAAGACCUCCUCCGCGUGUUCCUCGACUGGCGCCUUUGGCCCCUCCUCAUCAUGUACUUCGGUGUAGUGGGUGUCGGUAUCGGCGUUCAAAGCUACGCCACGGUGAUCAUCAAAGCCAUCAACCCGAAUCUCAGCGGAAUAGACCUCAGUCUCCUCUCCGCCCCAAUCUGGCUCGUAAAUGGACCUAGCCGCCAUCCUCCUCGUAACCCCCUUCUCCGACCGCUUCCACCGCCACCGCGCCCUCUUUUUCUCUGUCCCCGUCCUCCUCCAAAUCCUCGGCCUCCUCCUCACCACCUACGCCGGCACAGACACCAACUCCUGGCCCCGCUACGGCGGCCUCCUAAUCGUCGCUUCGGCCUCGGCCCCACAGUCCCCAUCACCAUGACCUGGACCACCGAGAUCUUCCAACCCCGCCACGGCGAAGUCGGCGUCGCAGCCGCCUCCGCCAUCGUCUCCGGCCUAGGCAAUCUGGGCAGUAUCGUAACGACCUACGCCCUAUACAACGGCUGGGCCGAGGACCGCGCCGCGCCCGGCCGUCUCAAGUUCCGGAAAAGCAACCUAGUCAUGGUGGGCAUUCUGUGCGGAAGCAUCCUCGCCGCGGUAACCAUGCAGAUCCUGGUCCGGGUGAUUGACGGACGCAAGAGCGAUGAGAAUGACCCGGACAAGAUCGUGGAUGGAGCCGCUAGACGCGAGGCACAGCAGAGGGGUCUCGAUGGAUUGGGCUCGGGGAUAUUUUCUCUUUUCAAGAAGAGGAGGAACAACUAA